AAAACCAAAGAAAAAUAAACUAACAUAUCCCACAUUCCCACCACCCAAGCACCUCUCUCUCUCUCUCUCUCUCUCUCUCUCUUUCUCUCUCAACACAUUGCAGCCAGGCAACUGACUGCAUAUAUCUGAAGGGAUCUUUGGCCAUUUUUUUGGAGCAAAUGGACUUGGAAUCAAGAAGUACUCAUGGAGAAUACAAGAAAGAAGAAUUAGAGAAAGGGGAAGAGCAAAAUUUUCAUGUGUUAGCAGUAGAUGAUAGUCUUACUGACAGAAAGCUCUUGGAGAGGCUCCUAACUGUUUCUUCCUACCAAGUGACUUGCGUGGAUUCUGGAAACAAAGCUUUGGAGUACUUGGGUUUGCUUGAUAACAACAGUACUGAUUCCACAAGUUUUACUUCUUCUUCUUCUUCUUCAUCUUGUACAUCUUCCUCAAGCCAAUCACCACAACAACAGGGAUCAAAAGUCAAUUUAAUCAUCACUGAUUACAGCAUGCCAGGAAUGAACGGUUAUGAUUUGCUGAAAAAAGUCAAGGGGUCUUCUUGGAAAGACAUUCCAGUUGUGGUCAUGUCAUCAGAGAAUGUACCUUCUAGAAUCAAUAUGUGUUUGGAAGGAGGGGCAGAGGAGUUCCUGCUAAAACCUGUUCAGUUAUCGGAUUUGAGCAAGAUUCACUCUCAUCUUUCAAAACCCCUCGUCCGCUCAUCCCAAAAUCGCAACUUGAGUGCGAUCGACAAUAUUCACGACAGCGACAGCAACACCAACACCAACACUAAUGAAAGACGUAACUGUAACGGUAACAAAAGGAAGCUGAUAACUCAAGAGUGCUCAGAAAGAAGACCCAAGAUGAAAGAAGUAGGUUUUGUACAAGUAAUGAGUUCCACAUUUAUUUUUGGUUUUUUGAUUUGUUUCGUUGCGAUAUUUAUGUGCGGACACGGCUUUCCAUUUUUCGCAAUAAAUUAAUUCGGCUUGUAUGGGCAAAAAGCUUCAAUUAAUAAAUCAUCCAUGCAACUUGAGUCAA
This is a messenger RNA of Rhododendron vialii, 1011 nucleotides long. RefSeq names its product two-component response regulator ORR9-like. The record is from RefSeq and is a predicted model, not a curated record. Gene Ontology annotation, biological process: phosphorelay signal transduction system; cytokinin-activated signaling pathway. The transcript is spliced from 5 exons. Lineage: Eukaryota; Viridiplantae; Streptophyta; Magnoliopsida; Ericales; Ericaceae. The coding region runs from base 159 to 953 and encodes 264 amino acids.